AUGGCUUCUGCUACGGGUAUUCCAGAGCGAAAUCCCGCCGUUGAAGAGGAGGAGCCCCUCUUGGGACGACCAGGAGAUGUCACACAACGGCCAGGCCAGGGAAUGCAAUUCAAUCUUGUGACGGGAACAGCUAUCCUCGCCCAAGUAGGCGUCGUCAUCCUGACCGCCCUGGUUUGGGCUGCAGUGUUCACAAACACGUUUAUAUUCUUCUCCUACCACCCUCUGCUCAACUCCUUGGCCGUCCUCCUGCUCGUUCAAGGCGUGCUGGUCCUCCAACCCACGGCAGCUCCAAGGGACAAAAUUACAGCCACAUAUGUACAUUCAGCAAUCAAUACGUCGGCAGUGGCAUUGCUCAUUGCCGGCUUGGUCAUUAUCGAGAUGAACAAAGCCUCACACCCAGAGACCCGGUUCCAGAGUAUCCACGGGAAGAUGGCAUUGGUGGCUUACAUACUCAUCUUCCUGCAAUGGCUCAUUGGAGCUGCUGCAUUCUACCUGCCCGAGACGCUGUUUGGCACUGUCGAUCGGGCCAAGUCGUUGUAUAAAUACCACCGAAUGUCGGGCUACAUCCUCGCCGUCUAUUUUCUGGCUGUCAUUGCAGCAGCCACCCAGACCACCUACAACAAGAAAGUGUUGCACAUCAAGCUGUGGGCGGUUAUUGUGGCAAGCGUUUUAGUGCUUGUGGGUGUGAUACCGCGAAUUAAAAAGCACAAGCUUGGAUUGUGA
This is a messenger RNA of Fonsecaea erecta, 723 nucleotides long. RefSeq lists its product as hypothetical. NCBI's taxonomy places the organism in Eukaryota, Fungi, Ascomycota, Eurotiomycetes, Chaetothyriales, Herpotrichiellaceae. The transcript has 3 exons. The record is from RefSeq and is a predicted model, not a curated record. Gene Ontology annotation, molecular function: transmembrane monodehydroascorbate reductase activity. Bases 1 to 723 code for a protein of 240 amino acids.